Ceratitis capitata (Mediterranean fruit fly) is the source of this 695-nucleotide messenger RNA. Its product is annotated as pupal cuticle protein Edg-78E. Gene Ontology annotation, cellular component: chitin-based extracellular matrix. The transcript has 2 exons. The record is from RefSeq and is a predicted model, not a curated record. The coding region runs from base 129 to 569 and encodes 146 amino acids. Lineage: Eukaryota; Metazoa; Arthropoda; Insecta; Diptera; Tephritidae. Gene Ontology annotation, molecular function: structural constituent of chitin-based larval cuticle.
CAAAAUAGCUGGACACUUUGCUCCUAUAAAUGUGCCUACAGCCACUCGGUCACUUAUUCAUUCUCGUGUCAACGUCCAAGGCAAAAGCAUCACCCAUUUAACAAACACGUGAGCAGAACACACCGAAAAUGUCGAAAAGUACCACCACCACCAACACCACUGGCAACACCCUCGCUUUCGCCACGGCACUCGUUUUAACCAUCGUAUUGUGUUGCAGCUAUUCUGCUGAAGCUCGUCCCGACCAAUAUGAUGCAGCGGCCGAGACACGCAAUUUCAAGAGUGAAUUGAAAGAGGAUGGCAGCUACCAAUAUCAGUAUGAAACUUCGAAUGGCAUUGCCGCUGGCGAAUCCGGUGUUGGCGGCUAUUAUGCUAGCGGAUCAUCGGCCUAUUAUGCACCAGAUGGCCAACUCAUUCAGCUGAGUUAUACAGCCGACGAGAAUGGCUUCCAUCCGGCUGGCGAGCAUUUGCCAACACCACCACCAGUACCGGAGGCUAUUCUCAAAGCACUCGAGUACAUACGCACACAUCCGCCGCAGGAAGAACGCAAGGGUGCCAGCGGACAAGCUUAACUUGCAUAAGUGGUUGUAGAUUAUUGUGAAUAUAAGCGUAUGUGUACAUAUAUGAAGGUACGUAUAUAUGUAUGUGUAACCACACGAGCCACUGGAGUUCCCGUAUUUGUUUCAUUUUAAGAAUCA